CUACGCGUCUCUAUCUCCAUGACAACCGUUGCCACGCCCACCGUCAACAUACCGGUAGUUAACUACCCCUUGCAAACUGAGAUUUAAACUGAGAUGGAGGAUGAAGAAAAGAACCACCACAAAUCACACACUUCACAGUCAUCACAGACGUCCUACUUCUGCCAGGGUGGAGAUACACCCAAAGUCCAGAUUCCCUAUGAAACCCGUCCCGGCGAGAUCCCCCGCAAGUUAGCGAUAGAAAGAUAUCGAAGGGAAUACUUGAAGGUAGAUUUUGAACAGCUUCUAGCAGGAAAACGUAUAGCCUCUGAUCUCCUAAUGCCAAAACAUCUGAACAAUAGUGAUGAGCAUGGGACUACACCAGAUGAUCCUGUUUCAGCCUACCUCCCACUAGAGAUGUUUGACAAUGAGGAGUAUGACUGCAGGACACCAGAGGACUGGCUUGCUCUGGGAAAUGCUGAGGGAUCACCUGGACAAAAACCUGUUCCUGCAAAAGCUCUUCUGCCUGCUGACGAUGAGACCCCUUCUGAUGACCCUCAGAGUCCACCCCUGAGGUACAGCUGGCAUGUAGUUGGGGUACUAGACUAUAGCAAAGAGAAAUGUCAGUACCUGGUACAGAAGGUUCACCAAAACACUAGACAGGCAGAUGAGAGCAAAAAUCCAAACAAAAAACACAGAAAGGGAAUAAGCCUGUUGGUAGCAGGCAGUAAAUACUGGGUGCCCAGGAUCAGGUUGUUAUUCAGGGCUGAGGACCCACUUGUCUUUGUUGAACGGAUCCAGUUUGCUCUGCGCUACAGGGAGCACACAGAGGCUCUGAUCUUCUACCACUUGUCUGUGGAGUGCAUGCCCAUCUGGCCGGGAGCACCAUCUCUCAGCGCUGACAGUCUUGAGCACAUGAAAAGACUCGUGCUAUCAGCUCCUGGCCUGAGGCUAAAAAAUUUGGAGAAUUGUAUAGAGGACUUGGAGAAGGAGAUCAAACUGGAAUAUGAUCAUACUAUGAACUCCAUGAUCUUUGAAAAAGUAGUGAUGAGCCAUCCUGAGGAGUUUCCACACAUCACCCUUCCGCAGAGGGACUCUGAGUGUGUACCACAAACUGGUUGCGUUCCAGUUCCUCACUUUGACUAUAAGAAGAGGCGAGAUGCAUUUGUCUUCACCUCUAUGCUAACAAAGCCAGAGGUGAUCUGUGUGUUAUCCAAAAUGUGGUCUGAGUGCAACAAAGUAGUAACAAUGACGCUGUUCAAUGUCACCUCGGUCACGCCUCUUCAACUGGACGAAUUUGUAGACAUCCAGUCUAAAAUUCACACCAAGACAAACUCGUUGCUUAGGACGACAUGGACAGACACUCUGAGAAACAACAUUUCUAGCAAGCUGGCAACUACUGGCAAGGGCGCCUACAACAUAAACGAGUCUCACUGGGAGAUUUACAAGAUGUCCAAACUGUACAAACUGAUGACUGUGGUCCGUUUGAAUCAGCAGGAUUCUUUGCGUCAUCUUGUGCUGGAUUCACUGGCCAGCCUGACUCAGCUGCUGCUGGACGCCUGCCACAGUGUGCUGACGUGUCCUCAGGACCUUGUAUGGGGGAGUGACCUUCUCACCAGCCCCUACAAGCCAAAGAAAAAUCCUCUGUUCCUUUUGGAUUUAGUUCUGGACCAGACUGGGGUUCAUUACAGCACUUCUCUGGGGAUGUUUGAGACAUCAAUUGUUACACUGUUUGAUAAGGGCAUUCAGGCUACAUACAGUGUCCCACAGCUUGAUAAGUUUGUGAUGAAGAAUUUGUUUAUUGGUGAUGAUCCGUUGCUCGAGUCAGUAAAGUUGUGGGAACCAGAAGUAACUGAGCUGAGAGAAAAAGUCCGCAAUGCUCUGAUACAAGCAGCUAUACCUCUCAGGGCUUAUGCUGCUGAAUACGAGAAGCAUUUAGAGCUACACAACUUGGACGUGGAAACUCUUCUCAAAUCUCAUAAUUUCGAACAGACAUCCCAAGAGCUGAAGAAAGAGGUGGAACAGCAUUUCAAAGAAAAGGAGAGGAUUGAACUCUCCUUGCCAUCCUCCAUUGUGAUUGGUCCAUUUGUUGUCCAUGUGGAAGGUGUACGUCUGUCUCUCAGCCAGAAAAGAAAGGCUUUAGCCAAUGCACUGCUGGACAGAUUUGUUCUGAAGCUACGCAAUCAGAUCGAUAAUGCAUGUGAAGAGUGUCACAUUAUAAGCAGAAAGCUACAUGAGAAACCCAACAGCAUUGAGGAACUGACUGAAAUGAGGGAAUGGAUGAAACAAAUCCCAGAGCUGCUCAAGAGUUUCAAGGAACAUAUUGACAAGAUCUUACCAGACUAUGAGCUAUUUGAAGAGUUACGCUACUGUCUGACAAAUGAGGAGUUUAACAAAAAGUGGACGGCCAUUGGAUGGCCUCAAAGGAUAAUCAACCAGAUUGAAACAGCGACUCUCCGGCAUGUGGAGGAUGAGGAGAACUUCUGCAAGAUCCAUCUAGCUGAUCAGAACAACCUUGAGGAGCAACUAGACUCUCUACAGAUGUAUGUUGCUGGACUUGCGAGCCAUUCGGACACUGAUCGUGCCCAUGAGACUGCCAACAAAGUUAGACAUAUAAGCGAGAAACUUAUCAAAUGCCAGACUACGGCCCAAAAGUACAACACCAGAUCACAUCUGCUUGGUUUGCCUGUUAGAAAUUAUGACCGUUUAGAGAAGUUGAUGAAGGACCUCCAGCUUUUUAAAGACCUUUGGAUCACCACCUCUGAUUGGCUCCAGUGGACUGAAAGCUGGUUCAAAGACCCGCUGUCUUCAAUCGACCCUCAGCAGCUUGAGUGCAGCGUCACUGAUGCCCUCGAAAGCAUACACAGAUGUAUUGAACAGUUCAAGGACAUUCCUGCACUAGACUGUCAAAUGGCGGCAGCUGUAAUCCACAGCAAGAUUGAAGACUUCCGUUCUUACAUACCUCUAAUUCAGAGUCUGAGGAACCCCGUAAUGAGGAGCCACCACUGGAAGAUGCUUUCCGAACGCAUUCAGAUUAAAGUUCACCCCAAAUCCAGCUUGACCCUCUCCUGCUGCUUGGAGCUCGGCCUACAGAACCACAUGGAUGACAUAGUUCAUGUGGCUGACGUGGCUGCGAAAGAGUACAGCUCCGAACAGGACAGAUGAAAUCCAGAGCUUUUGCUGCUGAAAGAAGAGGAUGAUCAAACAUAUACAUUGAGAAAAUAUAUUUUAAUCAUAGGUUGGCAUAAACUGCACUGAAAUGUGACAUUGCAUAAGUAAUGACUUUCACACACAUCACAUCUAUAGAAAAUAUGUGAUUUAUAACAGACCUGAUGAGUUGUAUUUCAGUUGUUAUGUUGAACGUACCAACACGCAUACAGAGUUAGAGGGCAAUGCUGCCAUCUCAUGGACAGUCAGUGUCUGUAAAACAAUGUUCACGUUUACAAACUGCCACACAACACGCUUGUUGGUAUUAACUUUAAUGUCCCCAACAGGAAACAGAUUUUACUUAAUUUUACUUACUUCAACUAUUUAGUUUGUCUCAGUGUGUGAACUAUCAAAAAGCAGAUACAACUUUGUAAAGCACUUAUUUUGGCUUUUUAUUUCUCAACAUGCCUCUUAAUAAUAAUAUAAAUAAUACAAAAGGUAGCCACUGUUGUCAGCUUUCAACACCACAGAAAGUUAGGUUAGUUCUUCUGUUUUGUUUUACAGCUUCAGCUAAGUAAGUUUUUUUUUUCUAAUGUUUGAGUUUAUGUGAGUAAAGUUAUAUUUCACUGCUGUGAUUCAGUGUUGAUGGAAAUUACAACAUGCUGGUAUGUAUUAAAGUGUGAUUAUCAAUCA
Acanthochromis polyacanthus (spiny chromis) is the source of this 3816-nucleotide messenger RNA. Its product is annotated as dynein axonemal heavy chain 1-like. Gene Ontology annotation, biological process: microtubule-based movement. The coding region runs from base 94 to 3141 and encodes 1015 amino acids. Gene Ontology annotation, molecular function: dynein light intermediate chain binding; dynein intermediate chain binding; minus-end-directed microtubule motor activity. Lineage: Eukaryota; Metazoa; Chordata; Actinopteri; Pomacentridae. The record is from RefSeq and is a predicted model, not a curated record. Gene Ontology annotation, cellular component: dynein complex. The transcript has 19 exons.